CACGACAAAGCUGACUAAAACUGGAAUCGUGGUCAGAAGUCAGCAACGAGACACAACGUUCGCUGAAUAAAGUAACUGCUCGGUCUCCUCUUGUAGUGAAAGAGUCCUCGCUUAUCUCAGGGGUAAGCUCACCACUGCAUACCAAGUCACACAUCACAACUUAUCCGGAUCCUGGGGCGAAGCCUACUUGUUCUACCCCGCCUCGUCAUAAAAUUUUCUCCAAGCAUUGUUUCUUCCACUUGGGCAGAAUGGCCGAAACCAGAAUCUUCCCAGACAAAAACCUCGUCUCUACUUCAAGUCUAGAAAACCUACCCAAGGAACUCCACAGUCUCAUCUUUCAGGCCUUGCCCGACUGCGCAUCUCUCCAGGCACUCGUCCAGGCAUCACCAUCGUACCACGCCUCUUACAUCAGCCAACGCCAACACAUUCUCUCGAGAGUACUUCUCAACGAGCUGGGUCUCGAUGGGUUGUAUCUUGCCUUCGCGCUAGAACAAGUUUGCAUUCUCCCUUGGCUUCAACGGGAUUACGAAGAGCAGCUUCAUCUAUUCCACCAAUCUUUCUUUGGGCACUUUUUCAAGCGCUUUCUUGACUCUGCGACGACGGAUUGGACGCCGGACACCGAUCUCGAUACACUGACGUGGAUUUGUCGACGCCAUUGGCUGAUCCGCUCUGUAGCUCUUGAAUAUAUCGCAGAUAAAAUCAAGGUCAAUCCUUUGACCGGCAAUGUUGUGCGCAAUGGUCAACCAGCUACAGCGGAAGAAUGUCGCCGUAAAUAUCGCGCGCUCUAUCACUUCGAGAUCUAUCGUUGUUUAUUUGUGUCCUAUACUUUGACGGGCGAUACAGAGGAUGCGUAUUAUUAUCAACAACGAGUGCAGCUCGGUGGCUGGGAAUACGGGACAUCGAUGCGAUACCUCCCGAAUAUUGAUGUUUGCGACGCAGAAGGAGUGGCAUGUGUGCGGAAGUUUCUCUCUAGUCAGUACAUGAAGCGGAUGACAACAGACUGCAGAGAGGAGCUUCAACGCUUGGAAGACCAUCCACCUGAUUGGAAUCCGAUUUCAAAAGGCAUAUAUGGAUUCUGAAUACCAUUCCCACUUUAUUAAUACUAACUCCAAUGCAGUUGACGUCGACUCGAGCGAAGAGACUAACUUCAGAGGUUGGACAAUGAGCUACGAAGAAGAAAAAAUCGACUACUGGAUGUCCCUUGGCCUCGGUUUCUUCAAAAGA
Messenger RNA from Mollisia scopiformis, 1224 nucleotides. RefSeq lists its product as uncharacterized. NCBI's taxonomy places the organism in Eukaryota, Fungi, Ascomycota, Leotiomycetes, Helotiales, Mollisiaceae. The transcript has a single exon. Bases 249 to 1079 code for a protein of 276 amino acids. The record is from RefSeq and is a predicted model, not a curated record.